Molecule: messenger RNA, 3270 nt
Organism: Lepisosteus oculatus (spotted gar)
Lineage: Eukaryota; Metazoa; Chordata; Actinopteri; Semionotiformes; Lepisosteidae
Source: RefSeq, a predicted model, not a curated record
ACUCAGGUUUGUCAUGGGAUGGGUUUUACAAAUAACUCAAUAGGUGAGUAAACAGAAUGAGUGCCCUUCAGAAUCUCGGCUCUGUCUACCAGCACCUUUGUCACUACAGUAGCUUGUUACAAUUUCUGCAGCAGCUGAGGUUUUUAAACAGGAAGUCAGUUUAAUCUCAUAGCUACUGCGGCACCAUCUCUCAGUUCCUCAUCUUUCUCCUGUCAACACACGUCUGUCUGAAUAGCCAUUUUUUUCAUCUUAAUUUUUUUUCCUAACAGCAAAAGGCAAACCUGAGGAAAUGUCACUUGAAGAGGAGUGGCUCAGCAGUAGACUGAGGCUCUGUGAAAUCAGCCCUGACUCGGAACACACUACAGAUGCAAAGCAGACACCAGGAAUCAUUCAUUUUAAUGCAGACUCAUGCUCCACACCAGCCUAUACCAAGUCAUCUGUGCUCGGUGCACUCUGGGAAUACACACAUGUUCUGUGUGAGGCCCGGGACAGCAGCUCUGAUGACCAGGAAAUGGAAACUGACACACGGUCUGUGCAGUCUAUGGCACGAGUGCCUGGAAACAUAAUUCCCACCUACGCAGACUCCUUGGCCAGAGAAAUACUAACAUCCAUGCAAAGCCAGUGGGAAUCCACUGAAACAGGAGAUUUGCCAUUAAUUAGAAAUAGUGAGAUUUCACAGUCUGGCUGCUGCCCAGGAUCCAUCAGAAACGCAGGAACAUGGCCAAGACACACAGGUAACACAGGGUGGCAAAGCCCUUCCACAGGACUAAAUUCCUCUAGAGAUAUUGACAUGGAUGAACUGGCUCAGAAGAUCACGUCCAACGUCAUCCAAGCAGCUCUGGAGAAGAUUGGUAGAGGUAAGUCAGAGUAUCUGGCUUCUUCACAAUGCAGCAUUAGGUCAUCUCCAGAGGGUAGAGAGCAGUACAACCUCCAGUCGGUGGCUGAGGAAUUUGCAACAAAAAUGGCAGCUGAAUUGAAAGCAGAAUGCAUGCAGGAGGUUGUGUCGCUUCUUUCAAGAUCUCUUCGUGAAACCAGUGAUCACACAAUGAAUGAGUACACAGAACCAUCCAAAAAUACUGAUACCGGCUAUGAAAGCUCUUGCACUGUCAGAGAUUGCAGCAGCAGGCAACAUUUGUCCCAUACAAUUUCUGAGUCUUUGGAAGAGCCUGCAAAUGAACCCUAUUCAAGGCCUUGCCAGUGGCUCUCAAGUUAUCGCCGCCCGACCUCCUUCGGCAGUUCAGUGUCCACAUAUUCCAGUUAUGUUUUGGCCCAAAUGAGCCUCCACACCAGGAGCUCCAUAGACUAUCCUGAUGCUCCUCCCCCAACACCGCUGGUCCCCAAGAAAGCCAAGAACCGCAGCAGUUUCUCCAGGAAACUGAAAGGUGGACUGGCUAAGGAGUUUCUCCCAUCACCCCCUCCUCCCACACCCAAGGACCAAGCCUGUUCACCUCAGGAGGACCCAGACAUGGCUGACAAGAAGGCAGAGUUUGUAGACAGACUCAUCCGCUCUCUGUCUCUAGAGUGUUCCCAAAGGGAGCAGGAAAAGGAGGAGAAUACUUCUGGUCUGGCACUGCCAGGAGAUCAAUCCCCAGCCACUGAGAGAAUUCUGGAGGACAAACGUGCCUUGUUAAAUUAUGCAGCUCAGUUGUCUUUAAAGAUAAUCAACUGGGGUUACAACAGCUUGGCUGACCUUAAACAGCUUUCCAGUGAGAGUCUUCCAAAGUCACACCCUACAAAGGAAACAAGUGAGGCCAGAGAAGGAGAGAAUCCCUCAUGUCAUGUAAAAAUCAAGAGCACUGGCAAAGACAAAGCAACUAAGCAGAACAGGACUCAUUGGGACAUUCUGCAAAUCCAUGCGAACCAAUGGGCAGGGAACGUAAUUAAAGAAUCAUUGAAGAUUAUCUCCAGACACGCAGAAGAGGCCAAAAGCGGAACCCAUCCAGAUAAUCACUGUAUCCUGAGCCAGGAAUCACGAGUUGUUAGUUUUAGUGUUGAAGGAGCAUCUGGCUGUUCACCUUUAACAUACAACUAUGUUCCUUUGUCUGAAACAAGUUCUGAUGCUACCAUUAUUGCCACUAGUCAUAAUUUUUGUGCACCUCAGAAAGCCAACUUGAACAGCCUUACUAGCCAAAUGAUCUCUGACAUUCCUCUUCAAACCGUACAACUGCUUCAGGAACCCACUUCAGACAGCUUCAAGGAUCCAGUCUGUGUAAUAGCUGAACAGCUGAGCAAAAGAAUUGUGAAGGAUUCUCUUCUUUCUGUGGCAGAAAGCAAAACAGCAAAAGCUUGUGGAUCCCCAGUGAAAAGAUCUGGUGUCCACAUGCCGGAAUUGAAACCAAGGGUCCGACAGCCGGUGGUAACAAAUGGUAAUUCUCCUGAAAAUCUGGAUACAGUGGCAGUGAAAAAUUCAGUGCAAGAAUCUGUGAAGACCCAUGUUUCAAAGCAGGACAACAGUCUUGACAGUAAACUCCAAUCAGAUACAAAACUCCCCCUGAAAAUGGCAAACACCCAAAUGCCAGCUUACAGGGCAGUCUCGCACCUGGAUAGUCAAAAUGACAUAAGCACACAGCAACUGGUGGGCGUGCUCCACUGGAUCACAGCCUCCCAGAUGCAAACAUCUGUACUGGAGAUUGCAACUACAGCUGAGCUACUUUGCAGCCAGUUCUGCAGUUUAGGGUCCUGUGCAGUGACCAAUGGAUGGACUGUGGGAGACCUCUUGACCUCACUGCUCCAAUACUGUGAGGCAAGGCAACAUACCGAAGCCAGGGGGCGCUCUCUUCCCAUCUCUCUGCUUGAGUGGCUUCAGACACAACUCCAGGCUCUGCGGUGACUCACAGCUCUCACUGAAGAUCAACAGCACAGACAAUAACAUUAAGAGGGUGAAUGGAAUUACUCUAAAACAGGAAAAGGAUCUGCCAAUGGUAUGUUUGUUUUAGAGCAGUGAUGCACAACUUGGGAUCAGCAGGGUUUAUAGCAGUUUAAAAUUGUGGAACGUAUUACAUUCAUCUAUUUAAAUUCAAAUAAGAGCUAUUAGUAUGUCAGUUGAAAUAAAAUGCACAAUACUGUAUAGCCCACUAGAAGUAGUGUUCCCUGUGAUAAAGCCAUGUACAGUAAAAAAUCUAUUCUCAUGAAUUUUAAAUGUACACAGUACUGUGACACUCUAGAGUAAAGAGAAUCCUAGAAGUACCUAAACUAAGUACUAAGAAAUGCAUUCGAAAUUGAUUAGAAACUUUUUUACUGUGUUGUAUAAAUAAAAGACAGUAUACAUUA